This is a messenger RNA of Amaranthus tricolor (Joseph's coat), 1509 nucleotides long. RefSeq lists its product as uncharacterized. The transcript has 5 exons. Gene Ontology annotation, molecular function: pyroglutamyl-peptidase activity. The record is from RefSeq and is a predicted model, not a curated record. Gene Ontology annotation, cellular component: cytosol. The coding region runs from base 522 to 1187 and encodes 221 amino acids. Lineage: Eukaryota; Viridiplantae; Streptophyta; Magnoliopsida; Caryophyllales; Amaranthaceae. Gene Ontology annotation, biological process: proteolysis.
CAAAUUUUUAUUCCUUUAAAUUAUAUUUUUUUCUUUUCUUUAUUUUCAUCCGUCCAAACAAAGCUUAGCUUGAGGAAAAAAUUACAUCCAAAAACUUGCCCCAAUAUUAUGUGAUCUAUAUCUUUACUUUUCAGCACGUAGAAUUGGUAAAAUUAUUAAACCUUUAUCACACAGUUCUUUAACACAAAUACAAUAGAUAGAUAGACUUUCAAGGGGCUUAGAAAGUGACUUAUUCAUUAUCAUCCUCAAACACCCAAUCAUCCACGUUUUCUACUUGUAUAUAUUAAUAAUAAUUAUUAUACAUUCAUUUAUUUUUCUUCAACUCCACCUCAUUGGAAUCUUUCAUCAUAUCAUAUUAAUCAAACCAAAACCAGAUAAGAUUGGUGGUUGUCUCUAUUAUUUUAUACCAAGUUUAUCAGCCCUCUUCACUUCAUUAUUGUUCUUCUUAUAAACAGGUUAUUGAUCAUUAUAAUCCAUUUGGGUGGUGUAAGAUUUGUUAAUAGUUUAUUGAUUAUUGGAUCAUGGGUUCAGAAGGUCCAGCUCCAUCACCAGUAACAGUUUACGUGACUGGUUUUAAGAAGUUCCAUGGAGUUGUGGAAAAUCCAACAGAAACGAUUGUGCGUAAUCUGAAAGAGUACAUGGAGAAGAAAGGGUUACCAAAAGGGUUAGUUUUAGGGAGCUGCAAUGUUCUUGAGACUGCAGGACACGGUGCGGUUGUUCCCCUUUAUCAGACCCUGCAAUCUGCCAUCGCCGGGAAUGAUUCAGAAUUGCCAAACUCUGGGAAAGUAAUUUGGUUGCAUUUAGGAGUAAAUAGUGGUGCUACACGUUUUGCUAUCGAGAAUCAGGCAGUGAAUGAAGCCACUUUUCGUUGUCCUGAUGAGAUGGGAUGGAAACCUCAGAAAAUUCAUAUUAUUCCUACAGAUGGAGAAAUUUCGAGAACAAGAAAGACUACUCUUCCCGUUGAGGAGAUUACGUUGACUUUGGCAAAGAAAGGCUACGAGGUGAUGACAUCCGAUGAUGCCGGUCGCUUCGUGUGUAACUACGUUUACUACCACUCACUAUGGUUCGCGGAGCAAAAUGGAACAAAGUCCCUAUUUGUACAUGUGCCGCUUUUCUCAACUAUAAACGAGGAAACACAGAUGAAAUUCGUAGCUUCCUUAUUGGAGGUACUCGCGUCCUUGCCGUAGCACUCUAUCAAACAACCAGCUAGCGGGUUGUGUGAUUUCCUGUACGUGUGUGAGUUUGUAAUGUUGGCUAUUGUAUUCAAAGUGGGGAGGGGUUUUGUAUGCAUGUUUCUUACAUGCUCAAGUAAACCAUCUUAAGUUGCAAAUUAUAUAUUGGUUUCUUUGUUUCCAUAUGUUGUCUGUUUAUGUUGUGGGUCCCAUUGCUGUUAAGUUGGUGUAGAUCUGAAAUUAUUUUCUGUUGUCCAACUUAAGAAUGAUGUUGACUUGGUAAGACAUAGUAUAAUGCAUUACAUUGGUUAUUAAUGUGACUGAUGUUUAUCUUCCA